AUGGCUCCAGCCAAACGAAAGAAUGCACCGUCCACCGCUGCUGAAAUUUCCCUUACGCACUUGAAGAACUGCCUAGUGAAUCUUCCAACGUCGCUGGUUAACUUGCUUGUGAACAUCAAUACCCCGGUCCAAAAUGUCAUCGUCGAGCUUAGUUACCGUGUUCCCUCGUCCGCGAACGGGUCCUAUUCCAAUGGCUCGCCAUCACCCCAGCGGUCGUUCUAUGUUGGGUGGACGGGAAUGUCCAGCAAGCGCAAGGUAGCUCCGAUAGUCGAUCGUGAUGGACUAAAUGCCAUGCGUGGCGGCGGUAGAGACCAGGAGGUAGCCUGCGUCGAGAUGGACGCGACGCUAGCAGCAACAUUAGGGCUUUUGGACGGCCAGAAAGUCGUGGCCACUAUACACAUCGACCCCCCCCUCGCGCAUACCGUCAACAUCGAGCCGCUAACACCAGAAGACUGGGAGAUCAUCGAGCUGCACGCUACCUUCUUGGAGUUGAACCUGCUCUCCCAAAUUCGCGCCUUGCCAAAUCCAACCUACGUCUCCGCCCCAGGGCAGCCGCCUAGCCCGCACCCCCUGACUCUUCACCUCUCGCCAACCUCUACGGCAAACAUCAAAAUUCUGUCGCUCGAGCCGACCCCUCCUGCGGACGUCCCAUUCGUGAAGAUUGCCCCCGAUGCUGAAGUUAUCGUCGCGCCAAAGACCCGAUCAAAGCCGUCGAGAGCUGGUCGUGAGGAUCGCAGUGUAGGUGGCACAUCGAGGAGGAGCGGCAAGAGCUCCAGCACCAUCCGUAAGAAGAAUGUGCGGGAGGAGAAAGAGCCGUCCCUAUUUUUAAGGGGGGUAGACCGCGAGCUUUGUGACGAAUGGUUUGACGAAGAGCUCGCGCUGCAGGGUCUCAACGUUUGGGUCGAUCGGGAUCUUUUAUCAUCGAACGAUUUCCGAGGUGUUACAUGGGUUGCCGUCAAUAUUGUCAAGCCAGCCGGGCUUCAACCCCCCAUGGAUCCCCAGAAGCAGCAAGAAAAUGCGGCCAAUACCGACGUAGUGAAGGCUACUGAGAAGGUUGUUGCACAGCUGCGCCCGUGGGACGACCCCCCCACCACCCAGACCGCCGCCCUCUCCACUCCUCUUUGCGCAAUGCUCGGUUGUCGAGGGAUUGUAGGAGGGAUUCUCAAGAUCGAACCAGCGCCACCGCCGUUGUCGCGCAAUGCCCUACAAAGAUUGAAGGUGUUUCCAUUUUUGAACGACGGUUCGAGGUCCCCAGACGGCUUGAAAUUCGGGGGGGAGUCCAAGGCCGAAAAGGAGGAGAUGUCUAAGAAGAUAUCGCAGAUUUAUGGCCAGAAAGACAAGGCGCAUGGCCUUCUGCGUGGUCCGUUAACCGACGGAAUGGUGCUUCCAGUUUACCAGAGUCUCGAAUCCUCACCAGGCUGGGAGGGCGGUGUUGUGAAAUUGGACGGCACGGGAUUGGAUUCAGCCUCUAAGGAGCAUUUGAACUGGUAUCUAGGGUCUGAGAAAGUGGUGCCAAUCGAGAUCCAACCGUCGAUUACCGCUCCGGCGUGGUUGGAGGAUGAUGAACUGGGCGAAAAUACCCCCCCGGGUGACGCGGUCUUGGUUGGGAUUGACUCGCUGCUGGCGAAUUUAAAAUCUCACCUUUCACACAUGUCAUCUGUCCUCUUAUCUGGCGCUCUGGGGGCUGGCAAGACCGCUGUCGUACAGUCGCUGGCCCGUACAUUACGGGACGAGUUCUUGUUCCACACCAUCUACUUUCCGUGUCGGAAACUUGUUAACGACGAAAGCAGAAUUUCCACUAUAAAAGAGACUUUGAAUAGGGUGUUUAUGCGUGCCAGCUGGGGUGCAAGACUGGGUGGUAAGUCGCUUGUUGUUCUCGAUGAUCUCGACAAGUUGUGCCCAGUCGAAACGGAGUUGCAGGUAGGGAACGACAAUGGUCGCAGCCGACAGCUCAGCGAAACUAUCUGCUCCAUCGUGCGACAGUACUGUGGGCGUGAUAGGGGGGUAGUUCUUCUCGUGACCGCCCAAGGCAAAGAAUCGCUAAAUAAUGUGAUUAUUGGAGGCCACGUUGUUCGGGAAAUUGUCGACCUGAAGGCGCCCGACAAGGAAGCACGCAGGCGGGUCUUGGAGACCAUCGUCCGCCAGCGUACUCUGUCUUCUCUCCCGAAACGUUCCCCCGAGUCAAACGAGAGCCGCCCUAACACCGCCCGGGGGAGCGUAUCCGGGGAUGAUGCUGGCGGCUGGAUGGACGGGCCGAGCCAGCACAGUCGGAGCAAUUCGAUCACCAAACCCGAAUUAGACGGCUUUCUCUUGGACCCGGAGCUCGACUUUCUUGACCUGGCAGGGGAGACAGAUGGGUACAUGCCAGGAGAUCUUAUACUGCUCGUUUCCCGGGCUCGAAACGAAGCGUUGAUAAGAUCGGUUAGUGAGGGCCCGGCGGAUAAUUUGUCGGAUAUCAUUCAACUCAGCCGUGCCGACUUCGAUAGUGCUCUCAAGGGGUUUACUCCCUCCUCCCUCCGCAACGUUCCCCUGCAGACCUCUACGACGAAAUUUGAUUCGAUUGGUGGUCUGAAGGAAACGCGGCAGAUCUUGCUAGAAACACUACAAUAUCCCACUAAAUACGCGCCUAUCUUCGCCCAGUGUCCUCUCAGACUUCGUUCGGGUCUCCUGCUCUAUGGGUACCCCGGCUGCGGCAAGACUCUUUUGGCAAGCGCGGUGGCGGGCGAAUGCGGACUCAAUUUCAUCUCGGUCAAAGGACCAGAGAUCUUGAACAAGUAUAUCGGCGCUAGCGAAAAGAGCGUGCGUGAUCUUUUCGAGCGGGCCUCAGCCGCAAAGCCCUGCAUCCUCUUCUUCGACGAGUUCGACUCUAUUGCGCCGAAGCGUGGGCACGAUUCGACGGGGGUUACCGACCGGGUAGUCAACCAGCUCCUUACCCAAAUGGACGGCGCAGAGGGAUUGUCGGGCGUCUAUGUCCUAGCUGCUACGUCGAGGCCAGACCUAAUCGAUCCUGCAUUGCUUCGCCCGGGCCGUCUGGACAAGAGCUUGCUUUGUGGCUUGCCAAACCUGGAAGAUCGCGUAGACAUUUUACAAGCCUUGGGCAAAAAGGUCAAACUCGAUGGCGACGUCCUGUCUUCGGAAGAAGGUCUUCUCGAACUGGGCAGACGUACCGAAGGUUACUCGGGUGCCGAUUUGCAGGCGCUCAUGUCGAAUGCGCAGCUGGAGGCCAUCCACGACGUCCUUAAUGACGCAGAGCUGCAGUCUUCAGGCGACAAGCGUAAUGCUGCUGGCUCGCGGGCUAAACUGGAUGCGUCCGGGAGACCUCGGAAUUUCCUGCAGUUCCGCUACGGCGCCGAGAUCGCGUUGGCCGAGGCAGAGGAGCGGGCGAAGAAGGGGUACAACCGGUCCGCCGAGCUGGCAGAAAAUGCGGCCAUCGCAGCCAAGCUUGGGGAAAUCAAGGCGGCAAGGAGGCAGGCGAAGAUGGCCCAAAAGGGCGCGGACAACGGCGGGCUAGAGAACAACGAAAAGGGGAAGGAGAGCAAAGAGACGGAAGUGCUCAUCAGCUGGAAACACAUGAUGCAAGCGCUGGAGGUUACGCAAGCCAGCAUCAGCCCUCAGGAGAGGAACAGGCUGGAGCGCAUCUAUCGAGAGUUUGUAGUUGGACGUAGCGGCGAGAUGCACGACGGGCAGGGCAGCAUGGAGAUUGGCGGGCGGAGCAGCCUUAUGUAA
This is a messenger RNA of Durotheca rogersii, 3726 nucleotides long. RefSeq names its product AAA-domain-containing protein. The record is from RefSeq and is a predicted model, not a curated record. Bases 1 to 3726 code for a protein of 1241 amino acids. Gene Ontology annotation, biological process: protein import into peroxisome matrix. The transcript has 2 exons. Gene Ontology annotation, cellular component: cytosol; peroxisomal membrane; peroxisome. Gene Ontology annotation, molecular function: ATP hydrolysis activity; ATP binding. Lineage: Eukaryota; Fungi; Ascomycota; Sordariomycetes; Xylariales; Xylariaceae.